GCCCGCGCGCGCCGCCUAGCCCGCUGUGCGCGCCCCCGCCUCCGUCCCCGGCCGCGUGCGCCGCCUGGGGCCGCGCGGGGAGGCGCGGGACUGCGCGGGGCGGCUGAGGGGCCCCGGGACCCCGUCAGCCCCUGCGCAUCUCCGCCGCCGGAUCCUGCGCCCAGCUCUUGCGCCUCCCGUCCUCCCCCGGAAAGAAAUUCCAUCCCAGGAAAUUACAGAGAAACGUGCGGCCGACAUCCAGAAAACAGGCCUUCCUCUGGAAAUGCUGCUUUCUGUCAAACCGACUAUCAAAACACAUUAAAUAUGAAGAUUUGAUAGAAAAACGUAUAUAUAAGCCAACAGUAACCUGUAAGAUGAUUCUCUACAGUGCCUACCCCAGGAGGAAUUAUUCCACAAAUAAGGGCCCAGCAUGACAUUUAUGAGAAAGCCAGGGUCCUCCUGUGCAAAAUUGAUUGGUUCUCAGCCAACGGGCUCCUGGGCGUUGCAAACAAAGGCACCUUCUCCACUGGGACCUAUCAGAUGCAGGGCAGAGUUUUGCCUCUGCCUUUGGAACUUCAGGAAAUGCUCAACUCCUAUCUGGGCAGCACACAUCUGUGGCCAGCAAAGAGGAACCUGGCUUUGAAAAUGAAACAACUUCCUCCUCAAUUCGUUUCCAUCUUGGCCAUCUAUUGCUUCUGCAUGCUACAGAUUCCCUCCUCAGGAUUUCCUCGACCUCUAGCUGAUCCCCCAGAUGACUUGGAUAUCAUGCAGCUUGAGUGGCUGGCAUAUGGGGCAACUCUUUCUUGGCAAACUAAGUUUCCCCCGGUGCGCCCGUUAAUGCGCCUGGCCGCGCAGCUCGCCAACCGAAAGAUGAAAAGAUUUCAGCAGCAGCGCGAUUCAAGGACUGAUGCAGGAGAUUUCACCAAGAAGGAUCACACUGCCACCUUGGGACGACCAUUUUUCCUUUUCAGGAUGCUUGAUGUUUAUAAAGGAAAGAGUCCAGAAGGACCCAGGCUGAGAAACCAGGGCUCUGGGACCGUGGGUGGGAGGCGAGAGUACUGCUGAUGGACAGACAUGGGGGCAACCAGAAUUGGAGUCUGUGACCCUGAGCAUGAAGGUCAGGAUACGUGACCCCCAAAUGCACUGGAAGUAGUAUAAUCUCCAUCCUCUCCUCCUGCCCUGGGAUCUCCGAGCCUCUUGCAAAGGUCACAGAGUCAGAAACUGUGUUUGUGAUCCACCACUGGCUAGCUGUGCUUCAUCCCUUAAAUCCUCAAUUGUUUGCAUCAAAAAAAUCAGACUAUGAAUCAGACUAGACCCACGGCCCUCAAACUGCCUUCUGUGGGUCACUAAGAGGUUCGCCAAGAGGUAACUCUGCAAAGAUCAGACAAGAUUGGAAAACACGGCACCCAACUCUCUCAAAGGUUUACGGUGUGCAUAGGUGUGUCCUUCAGGAAACAACCUGUAGUUCCCAACUUGUUUGAUCAAGGAAGUUCUUCCACCUCCAUGCUGCCUGCAUGACCUAUUAGUGGUUAUUUUCCAGAAAGUGCUUUGAGAAACAGUGGGUCUCUAUGAUGUCUGUAGGGUGAGAAGUCCUGUGAUAAAUGGUUUAAAGACCAUCCCACCACAUAAAUAGAGGCUGGGGGUGGUGGAAUGGUGGGGCGGGGACAGUGGGCUGUAGGAUCAGCAAGGGUCCUGGAGCACUGCCACAGGUGACCUACUACCAGCCCUGGGCUAGGGAUUACCAGGUGAACUCCCAAGGGGGCUGCUGACAUCCCAGUUAGGAGAAUAAGGCCAUAAGGCCCAGUUGAGGAAGGAUCUGAAGCCCAGAAACAGGUUCUAGGCAGUUUUGUCUCAGUAUCUGUAAGCUGCUCCAUUUUUUU
Messenger RNA from Leopardus geoffroyi (Geoffroy's cat), 1859 nucleotides. It is a transcript of the gene NMS, whose product is annotated as neuromedin S. The transcript is spliced from 9 exons. The record is from RefSeq and is a predicted model, not a curated record. Bases 520 to 1044 code for a protein of 174 amino acids. Lineage: Eukaryota; Metazoa; Chordata; Mammalia; Carnivora; Felidae.